Messenger RNA from Tetrahymena thermophila SB210, 840 nucleotides. RefSeq lists its product as hypothetical. Lineage: Eukaryota; Ciliophora; Oligohymenophorea; Hymenostomatida; Tetrahymenidae. The record is from RefSeq and is a predicted model, not a curated record. The transcript has a single exon.
AUGAUCAGUGGUAUUGACUGGAGCUCAUACUCAUAAUUCAUUACAUUAAAAGGUGGUCCUCUUUCGAAAGAUGGUCCUCUUGGAUACAAAGGUCCUUUAAAUCCUGAUAUUUACACUGGAAAAAUUGAACCUGGAAAAAGUCUUUUUGCUAAAAGUAGCUUUGCCUAACAUUUGAGAGGACUUGGUAUUUUCUCUACUCUUGGUCCUAUUGGACCUCUUGGUGCUCUUGGUCCCUUAGGUCCUCUAGGUCCUAUAGGUGGUCACGGUUUCAAAGCUACUAACGAUGGAUAAUUUGUUAAUAGCCAAGGAUAAGUCUAAAGAACUGUUACUGUAGAUUAUGAUGGUAAAACCAAAAGAACUUAUAGUCUUUUUGAAGCUUAUACCUCAUAAUUCGCUAAAAAGAACCCUUAAGUUCUUGACACUAGUUUUAUGAUUCUAGGUACUGUUAAUGAUUUUGAUUCUAGCAAGUUGGAGAAAUACACUUUUAUUUCUAAUGAUGAUCAAAUAGUUACAAUUGUUGUAGUUCCUGAAAAAUCUCUUGAUGAUUUUUCUCUUGGAGUUUAUGAUUAAAAUGGAAAAUUAAUUGCUACUUCUGAUAAUUCUGACUUAGUUGAAACCAUCACUUUAAAAGCAAAGAAGGGAUAAAAGCUAACAGCCUCUAUUAAGCUCUCCUCAAGUGCCUAAAUUUUUUCAAAAACAUACAGACUUAUUGUAACUGGGUCUACUUCAUAUUUAAAUAUGAAUGAAGCAUCUGGAAAUCAUUUAAGUUAAUAUUAUCAAGGCCCUUAAUCAAAUAAAUUCGGAAAAAAUAUCAAGGUUAACUAUCUCAGAAGCGUUUGA